AUGGCUUCCGACGGUUCCCCUGCGUGCUGCUCUUCUGAGCCCUGUGCAGUUGCCUCGCCCUGUCCCACUGACACAACUUGCCUGCCCAGCACGUGUGCCACCUCCAGAUGUCAGACCCCGAGCUUCCUCUGCAGGGCUCAUUUCUCGGCCGGUCGCCUCUCACCCUGCUACUUCGCCAGCAGCUGUAGCAGUCCGUGCCUGGUGGGGAACUGUGCCUGGUGUGAGGAAGGGGCAUUCAACAGCAACGAAAAGGAGACGAUGCAGUUCCUGAAUGACAGACUGGCCAGCUACCUGGAAAGGGUGCGGAGCCUGGAGGAGAACAACGCCGAGCUGGAACGCAGGAUCCGAGAGCAGUGCGAGCCGGACGCCCCAUUGGUGUGCCCAGAUUACCAGCGUUACUUCGACACCAUUGAAGAACUCCAGCAAAAGAUACUGUGCACGAAGGCAGAGAAUUCUAGACUUGCUGUUCAGGUGGACAACUGCAAAUUGGCUGCUGAUGAUUUCAGGUCAAAGUAUGAGAGCGAACUGUCUCUUCGUCAGCUGGUGGAGAAUGACAUCAGUGGCCUUCGUGGGAUCCUGGGUGAACUGAACUUGUGUAAAUCAGACCUGGAGGCCCAUGUGGAGUCGCUGAAGAGUGAUCUCCUUUGUCUUAAGAAAGACCAUGAAGAGGAGGUCAACGUGCUUCGUGAGCAGCUUGGAGAUCGGCUGAGCGUGGAGCUGGACACUGCCCCUACUGUGGACCUCAACAAGGUCCUGGAUGAGAUGCGAUGUCAGUAUGAGACCGUGCUGGCCAACAACCGCAGGGAUGCAGAGGAAUGGUUCGCGGCUCAGACGGAAGAGCUGAACCAGCAGCAGAUGUCCAGCGCCGAGCAGCUGCAGGGAUGCCAGACCGAGGUGCUGGAGCUGAAGCGCACGGCCAACACUCUGGAAAUUGAGCUCCAGGCGCAGCAAACCCUGACAGAAUCUCUGGAAUGUACUGUGGCAGAGACCGAAGCCCAGUACAGCACACAGCUGGCCCAGAUGCAGUGUCUGAUCGACAGCGUGGAACACCAGCUGGCUGAGAUCCGCUGUGACCUGGAGCGGCAGAACCAGGAGUACCAGGUGCUGCUGGAUGUCAAGGCCCGGCUGGAGUGUGAGAUCAAUACGUACAGGGGUCUGCUGGAGAGCGAAGACUGCAGGCUCCCCUGCAAUCCAUGUUCUACAGCGCCCACAUCAAGCAGCACGUGUGAGCCGUGUUCAGCCUAUGUGAUUUGCACAGUUGAAAACUGCUGUGUGUGAAUAUUCCAUCUCCAGCAAGGUAGGUGGAGAUUUGGUGCCGGUGCUCAGGAAAGAAGUCCAGCCUCAACCAGGCCGCACGCAGUCGGGACACACGGAUCCUCAGCCUGGCACGCCCAGUGCAGAAACAGGGAGCCACCCGGCGUACAGUGCCUGAAAAUCAGCCCUGAGCGUCUGGGUCUGUUGGUGAUGUUUUCUGCCUUAAGCAGGAGUGUGGUAUUCUGAAAGCCCAGAAAGCAUUCUUGUUAAUCUCCAAAUAAAACUUGGUUAAGUGUAGUUUAGUGACUAAUUGUCAUUGGUCAUAAUGGCCUUUUAACAGACAAGAAUUUGUCUAAACUCAUGACUCUAGUUUGAAUUUGUAUCUUGAAUCCUAACUUAGAUUAGAUAAUCCAUGAGAAACGUUGCAUAUCUAAAUAGAUCAGA
This is a messenger RNA of Myodes glareolus (Bank vole), 1698 nucleotides long. RefSeq names its product keratin 40 (gene Krt40). Gene Ontology annotation, molecular function: structural molecule activity. Gene Ontology annotation, biological process: intermediate filament organization; epithelial cell differentiation. The record is from RefSeq and is a predicted model, not a curated record. Lineage: Eukaryota; Metazoa; Chordata; Mammalia; Rodentia; Cricetidae. Gene Ontology annotation, cellular component: cytoskeleton.